Molecule: messenger RNA, 6495 nt
Organism: Seriola aureovittata
Lineage: Eukaryota; Metazoa; Chordata; Actinopteri; Carangiformes; Carangidae
Gene: znf574
Product: zinc finger protein 574
Exons: 10
Coding region: 3065-6031 (988 amino acids)
Biological process (GO): regulation of transcription by RNA polymerase II
Cellular component (GO): nucleus
Molecular function (GO): DNA-binding transcription factor activity, RNA polymerase II-specific; RNA polymerase II cis-regulatory region sequence-specific DNA binding
Source: RefSeq, a predicted model, not a curated record
CUGGUGUAAGUGGUAAACCGGGUUUAGUCGCUAGCCAACCUGGCUUCGACGCCCGCUAUCAAGGAAUGAUCUAACAGCUGUUUUAUUAGCUUCCGAGCUAGCGAGGGAGCUAACUACCACGCCGCGGACACGUUAGCUUUGUUGCUAGAAAGAUGGCUAUCAUUGCAUGUUAGCAACACUACAGUGGUUAGAGAUAAUACAGCUGGCUAACGAGUAGCUAGCUAAUCGCUAGCUGUGGAACUGGCGUACAUUGUAUCGCAAGUGAGACCACUAGCUAAAGGGUCACAGUUGUUGAUAUGGGUUAUUAGCGGGUGACUGGAUGAACUAUAAGAGACUGGUCCACUUGUGAGUCAACGUCGGAGUGACAUUGCCCUUGCAGUAAACACGAUUAAGUGCUGGCUAGUGUAGGUCAUCCUCCAUAAUGCAUGUCAUAGAUUAGCAUUCGUGGCGUUUAGCGAAAUGUUAUGUCUUCCUGCUCUCUAAUAAAGGCAUAUUGGGGGACAGGAUACUACUGCUGGUACUCGCAAGUAAAUGGGUAUGAGCAGAUGCAGACCGUGGCUGGAUUAACGUCCUGGGGUGAGGGGCCCAGGGCGAAAACUUCGCUCUGGUCCCCAACUGACCCCUGCUACACAUGACAGUGUCAUUUUAUCCUAGACAGGUAUUUUAGAAAGCGGGUUUCACAAACUCUGAGAUGACUGACACUGGGAUUGGAAACUCCAGAGCAGUUGAUCAGAGUUAGUUCAGUCAACUCUGACUUGUGUGAAUUAAAAAAUCAUCACUGGACCUCAGAUACUAUGAUUCAUUAUGGCAAUGGUUGAAUAAAGAAGUGAGCCUCCAUUUGAAUCCAGUGAAGCCAGAAGGAAUAAUGUGUGGACAGUGGACAUUCAUCUUCAAAUCACAUAUGCAUUAGCAGUGAAAGAGUCUUAGGCUAUGUCAACAUUAAGCCACCCAAAUUUUAAAAUGCUGUUUUCAUGAUAAAACAACAUGCGUCCACACACCAGGCGUUUCCUUUCAGCAAUUGACAUCUAUUCACAUUAAAAUGCCAAAAAGGGUGAUUCCCCUCUUACUGAGCAUGGUAUACUAAAUGGCCUAUUAUCUAGAAAAGUAAAAAACAAUAAAAUACCAAGCUACUGCCACCGUCUGUUUUUUCACCGAUAUAGCAGUGUUUCCCACAAACCUCUGCUUUCCCAGUACACACUAAAAUGCCAAGCCAGCAUUGUCAGAUUUACACACUAUGGAGACUGUUUUGGAAAAGUAAAGUUUUUGGGGAGAAAAACUACAUGUAGUCUGGAUGCAGGAGCAAAAUGCAUAGGAAAAAGAUGAAUUUAUGAAUUCAGCUGGAGAGUGUCAGCAUGGCCUGAGUUUGAGUGGAGAAAAUAAUUAUAUAGUUAGCACUAUUACAUUUUAUUCAGCUUUGUCCACUAGACCACAUUAUUGAAUUUUCUAAAUGAUGAUACAUUUCUGGGAUCCACCUGUUUGUUAGAUUGACUUUUAAUUCAGCUGUAACCUGAUUGGGACAAAGUGCUUCUGGCAGCAGAUGAUGAAAAUAUAGAUUAAACAGACAAGACAUAAGUUCAUAGACUUAUGAUUGUAACCAUAGACUGACCCAGUAAUAGCCUAAUGAUUUUGGUCAUUUGCUGUUGAAAAAGCAUCUAUGUUAAAACUGAGUGUAACAUUUUUUUGCUAAGCAGCAUUUGAUGACUAUAUUUCAACAGGUUGUAGAUUUAAAUAUGGUUAUUUUGGAGACUGCAGUUUGUGGUGCUGUUGAAUUGUUUUGCUUUAUAUGGAGAGGUAUUUUUUAUUAUUUUGUCCAUUCUAUUUAUCUCAAUGAGGGUAGUCUAAAUAAGUGUGGCUUUAUUCCAUUUUUUCUUAAUAUCAACAUCUCCCAUGAAAAGACCAAAACCAACAAGGAAAUAGCUGCAAUGAUUUGUCGAUUAAUUGACUUGUCGAUUGACAGAAAAUGAAUCUUCAACAAUUUAAGUUUUAGUCUUCUAAUAAUUUUUCGAAUUUAAUCUUUUAAGCAAAAAUUUAAACUUUCUUUUUCUAUUUUCUCAUAUACAAGGAUUUGAUGCUUUUCUUUGUCAUAAAUGAUACUAAACUGUAUAUCUUUGGAUUCUGGUUUGUUGGUGAGACAAUACAAGACAACAUUCUUUUUCACUAUUUUCUGGCAUUUUAUAGACAAAGUGAUUAAUUGAAAAAAUAAUUGCCAGAUCAAUCAAUAAUGAAAACUAGAAUGGCACUCAGUAGAGCGAGUGUUGAAUGAAGUGAUACCAGUGAUUCCCUGGCCCAAGCCCUAUCCCUCCAAAAUGUGGUUACUGUAGUCUUUUGAGCUGAUCCCACAUACACUGUCCUGCUGCUGUAAAUACUCACUAAAUGACAAGAUGCAGUAGAUAAAACAUUUACUCCAGUUUUAGCAACAUUUGCUAAAACCUAGAUCGGCCAGCUGUUUUAGGAUAUUGCUUUUUUGGGCGGAAAAGUCCCUUUUCAAAAAUGACCCAUUCAAACAUUUAUAUCAUAAGUGGGAACUAAUGAGCUUUGUGAGGAAUGACACAGAUGGACUGGGUAAUGUGAAAAGUAAGUAGAAGAGACAAAUUAACGAGCAUGGCUGGUUUUUAUCUUUUUAUGGGAAUUCUCAACUACAAGAGAAUAUAGAAAAUCACCAUCCUUAUUAAUUGAAGUUAUAGUCUUGUCUGCCAAUAAACUAAAAUGUUACAUUGAUGUUUUUUAAACGUGUUGAUUUGUAUCUUCCAGUGGGUUUCUUUUAUUUGUAAGGUUCUUUUUUCGAAGUAGAGCUUUGUUGGUGUUGUAUAUGGUCUGACUGGUACCUAGUGAGUAGGAAGGAUUGUAGAGAUUGUGUUUUUGAUUGUUGUAUACAUUCAGCAGCAGUAUGAGCUAAAAAAUAAUAAUUAGUCCAGGCUCAGCGCAUGGUGAGUCAUCUUGGCAACCUCAGAGUUAGCCUCCUGGCACUUGAGUCCAAGCUGUUGUCUUGAUAAUAUAUGCAGGCACUUCUUUUCAUCAGGAGAGGGCAAUGUUCACAACUUAACUUCAAAUGUAAUGCACUGAGAUGGAGAGUUCGUCAGUGUACAUGUGCUUCCCCUGCUACCAAGAGUUCAACACUCUGGAAGAGGUACUCAAGCACCAGUUGACAUGCACAGCUGAGGAUGAACAGUCAGACACAUCAGGAACCACCGCUGUCACUGUUCCAGUGCUACAGACUCAGCAAAAGGUAAUAAAUAUAUCAAGGACAGUUACAGUCCCACAGAUUCAAGUCCAAGCAGAACACUCCUCCGUGCAACUUGAAAAGAGUACAUUUAAGCAGGCUACAGUCAGUGCAAAGCUGUCAUCAGACCAACCCAGAAUCCUCUACCAGUGUGGGGACUGUGAUGAACUCUUCAAGAGCCUGGACCUUUGGCAGCAACACCGUAAAGAAGAGACAUGUCAGCAGUCUGCCUCAGGGAGCAAGUCAAACCCUGAUUCACAACCUGAGGCAGACACGUCCUUAGCUCAGAGUCCCACUUCAACUUUAAAUCCAGAAGAUUCUUCUCUCUCAAAGAGUGAAACUAGCCAAAAUCUAAAGCCAGAACCAGUGGAGACACCUGUAGAAGAGGAAGAGUGGCAGCAGGUUACAGAGACCUCUACAGCUCAGAGCUCUGAUCCUCCUGUUUCUGAGGCGGCCUCUACGACCUCUAAUCCAGAGGAUUCGUCUCCCAAGAAGCGGGGGGCAAACAAAAAGCCUAAGCCUGAACCAGUGCUCCUGUGUGUGGACUGUGGCUCAUGCUUCGGCCUGGUGUCUGAACUAGUGGCCCACCGCAAGACCCAGCAUGGCUUUGAAGAAGCUCUGCACCGCUGCUCUGUGUGCGGGGAAAGCUUUCUAAACACUACACUUUUUCUUUACCACCGCAAGCAACACAAACAGCAAGGUGAGGAAAAGGUGGUAGUCGUUUGUGAAGCAACACAAUCAGAGGAGGUUUGUGCUCAGAGCAAUGGGACUGAUGAGCAGGGGCAGGAGGCCACUCUCUCCACUACCAGUGUCACACCUACCUUCACACAGCCUGAGCUGUUUAUGUGCACCCAGUGUGGGCAGAGCUUCAGCGAUGAGGGAGGCCUGGCUGCCCAUCGUAAGCAGAAACAUGACCUGAAGGAGGCACUACACAGUUGCUCCCAUUGUGGGGUUAGCUUCAUGAACACUACCCAGUACCUGUACCAUCGGCGGGAGCACCGCUUCACAUCAGGGAUGGAGGUGGCGGAUGGAGCUGAAAGUGGCGAUGAAACAGCCACCACUGAAAUUCAAGGUGCCCCACAGAGCUCAAAGCGACUGCUUUCCCCGCCUGCCUCUGCCAGUGAUUCAGGUUCACCCCUUCCUAAGAGAGGUAGGCCCUCUUUCAGGAUCCUGAGCAGUGCUAAUGUUGUCAAAGGAAACAAGGGUUCAGGCAGCAAAGAGGAAACAGAGGGCAGCACUGCAGCAGACUCAGACAACACCAACCAUCCUCCACCUGUUAAACUGCUGCAGGACUGGGCCCGCACACCAUUACCCCAUGUUUGCCCUUACUGUGGCAAAACCUUCACCCGACGCGUAUUCCUCCGCACCCAUGUGUACAGCCACACUGGAGAAAAGCUCUUCACGUGCAAGGUGUGCCCAAAGUCCUUCACUAACUCCCAGAGCCUGCUGCGCCACAGCAUGAACCACACGGGCAGCAAACCCUUCAACUGUGACGUUUGUGGCAAAAACUUCUCCCAGGGCUCCACCCUGAAGAGACACAAACGCAUUCACACAUUGCUAAAGCCUCAGCGCAAGCGUGGACGAAAACCGGUGUGUGGUUUGGACAGUGAAGGAGCUCCUCUGGCGUGUCCUCACUGCCCGUCACGGUUCAACACGGAGGAUCAGCUUAACCAUCACAAACUGCUCCACACCAGCCACCCAUUCCCUUGCGCAGAUUGUGGACAGGCUUUCACACGCAGGAAAGACCUCGACAUGCACUCGCUCACUCAUCAAGACAGGCAGCCGGCGUCGUGUCCUCACUGUUCAUCCCAGUUUGUGAACCAGUCAGUGCUGGAAAUCCACCUGCAGCGUUGUCCUACCACAGACGAGGAGAAGAAUACUGGCCGUGGACGGGGUCAGGGCCGAGGACGCUGCACUGGACAGAUUGAGUGUGACCUAUGUGGCCACCGUUGCAUGACCCAGGAGGGCCUCGACCUCCAUCGGUUGUCCCACACGGGCCAGACGCCUCUCAAAUGCCCAGUGAGGCCUUGCCGUCGCCGAUUUACCUCCAACAAUGCCCUGGAGGAGCAUGUGCUGGCGCAUUUCCAGGGAACACUCAGCAAGUCCAAAACCCGACCCCGCUUCACCUGUGAGAUUUGCAACAAGGAUUUUGCCUACAAUUCCACCUUCACUGUUCACAUGAGGACACAUACUGAUGAAAGACCCUUUGAGUGCACCACUUGUGGCAAGCGUUUCCGCCAGCUACCCCAUCUGCAGGACCAUGAACGCAUCCACAGUGGCCUGAGGCCUUUCUGCUGCUGGAUUUGUGGCAAGAGUUUCAGCGUGGCUGCCCGUCUCACCGAGCACGCCCGUACCCACAGCGGCGAGAAGCCCUACCCCUGUCCCCAAUGCCCCGCUGCCUUCCGUUCUCGCUCGAACCUGGAUAAACACAUGCGGCUACAUGGAGACAUGCCUUUGGAAACCGCUGAGCAGGUGGCACAAGCAGCCGAGGCCGCCCAGGUCCAGAAGGUCCUGGAGGGGGCCAAGGUGCUCUCUUCUCUGGCCACCACAGGGGAGGUCGAGUCUGGCUCAGUACAGACCAUAUAUGUACUGCAGGGGGCUGAGGGAGGUACCGAGACGGUCAUGAUCCCGUCUGAUCAGCUCAGUGGCAUGGACGGAACCUCACAGGUCGUCAUCCUGCCGUCCGCCGUUCUAGGAACUCAGACCAUUACUGUUCCCACUAUUUCCAUGGAUGGGAAUGAAAUCACCAUGGUGGAGACGAGCCAGUCGCCGCAGCAUACCAUCGAGUUCAUUGUGGAGGAGACUGUAUGAAGGCAGAUUAGAAACUUUCGCGAACAGGACAACAUGGUAGAGAAAGUCUGAAAAAUUAGUUGAGAAUAUAGAAUGUUGAUUGAGUGAAAAUUUGAUAAUUGAUUGAUAUGCAGUUAAUACUUUAUGUUUAUAGUUCGAUAGCUUUCUAAGCCAGUUUAAACAAAAGUCCCAUCCUGUGAAUAAAUACUAUUUUACAACUUCUCUUGAGCAGAAAAUGAUUUUAAUAUCAUUUUUGAAAGUGUGUAAAACAAAUGAAUCAAAGGUUGAUACACAGAUGAAAUGCUCAGGAGGGUAGAAUGUACCUUAAAUUAGUCUUUCAAACUGAUUAAAAAACUGGUUGUAAAACUGGCCUUCCGUUCUAUAUAGACAUGCAUUUACAGCCACUAUUUAUUAGGGGAAGACUGGUGGUGGCCCAUGAAAUGUCUUCUGCUUUCUUUAUAAUAAAACGCUUCAGCUUUCACAUC